AGACGGUGUUCUGAAGAGGAUCUUAAUCUUUGCAUACACGCCUUUCACUGGAAGCUUGUAGGUCCCACAGAAGUUGUCCAGAGUCAUUGUUUCCUUAAGUGAGGGCUGGAUCAUUUGUGUUCUUAAAAAAGAAAAAAGUAGUGUAAGUUAUGUUGGAAAAUGAAUGAAUGCUAUAGAGGAUGGUAAUAAACAAGCCUUGUAGUACAGGGGUCUGUAAUCCACACAAAUAUAUUUGUAUAGCAUCAUUAAAAAAAAAAUCCCUUCUUGAAAACAGGGCUUAAGGUAGUUCAAGAAAGUAGCCACGCCUACUUUCCAGGAAGAGCCUGUGACAUUUUGCAUUGCUAAUGCAGAGGGCAAGUUACUGGUUGUCUUACAUUCCUUCAAGAAAGAUAAAUUGCCUUCGUGCUGUCAUUCAGUGUCACUUGUUCUCGUGCUUCUAGGAGGAUCAACACUGAAAUGUCUUCAAGGCGCUCCUCUGUCACAUCUGGGGGGCACUCCUCUGUCACAUCUAGGAGGCACUCCUCUGUUGCAUCUGGGAGAGCCAGCACUCCCUGUAAUACUCAUCAACGGCAAUUGAUUGUCUUCUGCCAACAGUGUGGAAAGCCACUGUGCGACAGCUGCUUGUCCAGUGGCGAACACCGCAACCAUGAGUUAUCACGUCUUCCAGACGCAUGCAAGAAAGAAAUGGACGAACUUAUGAAGAACAGCAAAGAACUGACAAAGAAUAUCAGAAAGCAAGGCAAUUUUGCUACACAAGCAUCAAUCAACCACAGACUUAAACUUAUAGAGGACAACUUUAAUAAAUCCAAAGAGAACAUAGAAGCUCAGUUCAAGGACCUGAAAGACCUUCUGGAGGCAAACAGAAGGCAGGUCUUCAAACUCUUAAACGCACAGAAGGACCACACGAAGGCACAACUCCGUGAGAUCAAGCAAUAUGGAGAGAAUGAGAUAGCAGACAUCCAUGAGAAACUGGAACAGUUUCGGAUCCAGAUAGGACAGGACCCGAACAGUGUGCUGUGUUCUGCUGUGCUGAAAGAAUGCAUGGAACAGGAAAAAAGAAUUGAAAUCAUUGGAAAGAGUUUUGUUGACUGGGAGGAGCCUAAGUACGAUGAUCUCAGACUGAAAUCAUUGGAGAAGUCUGUCGAUGCAAUUGUGAAGAAGAGCAAGGCUUGUCUCCAAUACCCAUGGGAAUUUGCUGACUUCAUCACAUUUGACAAAGCUACAGCACAUGAAAAGCUGAGAGUAUCUGAGAAUAAUAGACAGGUGACUGUCUUUGCCAAGGAUCUGCGGAGUAAAAGUCAACCAAACCAACUUCCGGAUCCCCUAUUGCAUGUCCUGGCUGAACAGUCUUUCACAGCUGGUCAGCACUACUGGGAGGUGGACGUGCGAGGGUGUCGGAGCUGGGCGGUGGGUGUGGAGGGAGAGGAGGAAGAGGAAGGCAGGCAGGCUGGGACGUCCCCACUGGGACACAAGAAGCUGUCCUGGAUGCUGGAGUCGGAUGCAGGCAUGCUGUCAGCGCUGCAAAACGAUGUUUCCACCCCAGUGAGAGAGCAGGAUCUCUCCUUCAUCGGCUUGUUCCUUGACUAUGAUAAGGAGCGCCUGACGUUCUACAACGUUGCCACUGAUACUGUGAUGCACAACUUUGUGUUCCGCCGUGGCACGAAGAUGCGGCCUGCGUUCAACAUCACCCCCGAGGGAGACGAGUCAUCCUUUCUGGUCCUGUGUGACCUUUGUGAGGAGGACAGGCCUGAAAGUCCAGCAGAUAUGGUUGACUCCAGUGUGGAAUCGCCAAACCAGAGGGGUGAGGAGGACAGGCCCGAAAGUAGGGCAAGUACCGGUGUAACUGAAUCCAGUGUGGGCUCAGCAAAUGCCACCAGUGAUCCUCCAGGGCCCACCCUCACCUGAGUCCUGCAGGGCCCACCCUCACCAAUGAUCCUCCAGGGCCCACCCUCACCUGAGUCCUCCAGGGCCCACCCUCACCAGUGAUCCUCCAGGGCCCACCCUCACCUGAGUCCUCCAGGGCCCACCCUCACCUGAGUCCUGCAGGGCCCACCCUCACCAAUGAUCCUCCAGGGCCCACCCUCACCAGUGAUCCUCCAGGGCCCACCCUCACCAGUGAUCCUCCAGGGCCCACCCUCACCUGAGUCCUGCAGGGCCCACCCUCACCAAUGAUCCUCCAGGGCCCACCCUCACCUGAGUCCUCCAGGGCCCACCCUCACCUGAGUCCUCCAGGGCCCACCCUCACCAGUGAUCCUCCAGGGCCCACCCUCACCUGAGUCCUCCAGGGCCCACCCUCACCAGUGAUCCUCCAGGGCCCACCCUCACCAAUGAUCCUCCAGGGCCCACCCUCACCAGUGAUCCUCCAGGGCCCACCCUCACCUGAGUCCUGCAGGGCCCACCCUCACCAAUGAUCCUCCAGGGCCCACCCUCACCAAUGAUCCUCCAGGGCCCACCCUCACCAGUGAUCCUCCAGGGCCCACCCUCACCUGAGUCCUGCAGUUUUUAUCUUCUGACUACCGGAGAACAAACUUAGUCUUUUUAACUUUUAAAUGAUUAAUUUCCAAUUUAAGUAGCCUAUAUGUAUAUAGUAUAUAUGUCUCUGUAAAGCACUUUGAGCUGUCCAUAUAAAUUAAGUAAACUAAAUAAUUGUGCCUA
Messenger RNA from Alosa alosa (allis shad), 2655 nucleotides. Its product is annotated as probable E3 ubiquitin-protein ligase TRIML2. NCBI's taxonomy places the organism in Eukaryota, Metazoa, Chordata, Actinopteri, Clupeiformes, Clupeidae. The coding region runs from base 457 to 1905 and encodes 482 amino acids. The record is from RefSeq and is a predicted model, not a curated record. Gene Ontology annotation, molecular function: zinc ion binding; protein binding. The transcript is spliced from 7 exons.